This is a messenger RNA of Pecten maximus, 1218 nucleotides long. RefSeq names its product S-methyl-5'-thioadenosine phosphorylase-like. The transcript is spliced from 8 exons. Gene Ontology annotation, biological process: nucleoside metabolic process. Gene Ontology annotation, molecular function: S-methyl-5-thioadenosine phosphorylase activity. Bases 185 to 1018 code for a protein of 277 amino acids. NCBI's taxonomy places the organism in Eukaryota, Metazoa, Mollusca, Bivalvia, Pectinida, Pectinidae. Gene Ontology annotation, cellular component: cytosol. The record is from RefSeq and is a predicted model, not a curated record.
UCCAUAAUACGAAUCUUGCAAAUCUGUUUGUAAAGUUUUAGCCACAAAAUGGAAAGCUGGCUGAGGCACACGUGGUUUCACUGCUGUUAUAAACUAUCGUUAUCUAGACUACUAGGCCUUGUGCAUCGUAAACAACUGGUACACAGGUGUCUCUACACAGCUGUCCCACUAUAACCGUGAAAGGAUGUCGGUGAAGAUAGGCAUUAUUGGUGGAUCAGGACUUUCCAACCCAGACAUUUUGAAAAAUGGAGUUGAACAGGAAGUUGAAACACCAUUUGGAAAGCCAUCUGACUCCCUGAAGACAGGCGAUAUUGCUGGAGUGCCAUGUGUGCUAUUAGCGAGACAUGGACGUUCCCACUCCACCAUGCCCACCAACGUCAACUACAGGGCUAACGUAUGGGCUCUCAAACAGGUCGGAUGUACCCAUCUUGUGGUAACCACUGCAUGCGGGUCCCUACAGGAAAACAUACACCCUGGUGAAAUUGUAAUUCUGGAUCAGUUCAUCGACAGAACACAGAAAAGAAUACAGACAUUUUUUGAUGGGUCAGAAAAUGCCCCACCUGGUAUUUGUCACAUGCCUAUGGCUAAACCUUUUUGUGGCAGAACAAGUCAGAUUUUGUAUGACUGUGCAAAAGAGCUUUCCAUAAGUUGUCAUAAAGGGGGAACCAUGCUGACUAUAGAAGGGCCUCGAUUUUCUUCUGAAGCUGAGAGCAAACUCUUCCGUUCUUGGGGAGCUCAUUGUGUAAACAUGACUACAGUACCAGAGGUUGUGUUGGCGAAAGAAGCAGGACUUUCUUAUGCAGCGAUAGCUUUGGUUACAGAUUAUGACAGCUGGAGAGAAGACACUGAAUCUGUCAAUGUUGAAAAUGUCAUGAAGACCUUCAAGUUGAAUGCUGCUAAUGCACAGAAUGUGCUACUGAAGGCCAUUCCAAUGAUAGGCCAGCAGGACUGGAGCGACACAAUACAGGCUAAUGAGGAUAUGGUGAAGUCGAACACCAUGUUACCACACUCUUACUGAGGAGGGAACCAAUCGCUACCACACUCUUACUGAGGAGGGAACCAAUCGCUACCACACUCUUACUGAGGAGGGAACCAAUCGCUGACUUCAAGAAAAUGCAACAUUUUUAAUCAGAUUCUGCUAGAAAUCAAUCUCUGUGAUAUUUAAUUAAGACAAAUUUCACUGCAGUGUUGACCAAUGAAUGCAGUUUUUAUAAACAA